This is a messenger RNA of Tarenaya hassleriana, 2076 nucleotides long. RefSeq lists its product as uncharacterized. Bases 422 to 1987 code for a protein of 521 amino acids. Gene Ontology annotation, molecular function: glycosyltransferase activity. The transcript has 4 exons. The record is from RefSeq and is a predicted model, not a curated record. Lineage: Eukaryota; Viridiplantae; Streptophyta; Magnoliopsida; Brassicales; Cleomaceae.
GUAAAAAAAAUUCCAUAUUGGGAGUCCCUCCAUACCAUGGGCCCACUUUCUGAGAAUUCCCAUCUAUUAGACUUACCUUUUUAAGGAAAAUGUGUUGGGAAGAGACUUUGGCGAGAGGGAGCGUGAGUGGGAAGAGGAACGAGGAGGGAAAAAAAAACAUCCUCAGAAACAUUCGGCAAAAUCUCAACAGUUGUUCGUCGUCUCUCUCUCUCUCUAUUGAUGUAAGAGAAGCAGCAAAACCCAGGACAGAAUCGAUUUUUAAAAGCUGAGAGACCCAUCUCUCUCUCUCUCUCUCUCUCUCGUCGAGGAGAGUCCCCUUCUGGGCUCGUCUGAAAAGCCAGUGGGACAGUAAAAGUUGAACAGAAGCAUCGGAAAGAUCGAAACUUUGGUUCUGGGUUUUGCUCCUUUGUGUUUCCUGGAGAUGGCGCAGUACCAGAGAUUGAUCAUACACCACCAUGCGAAGAAAGGGGAGAGGUUCAGACUCACCGGAGAAGUCGGCGGAGGCGGCGGCAACGGCAACGGCGGUGGCUACUUGAAGAGAGCGAGACGGAAGAUUCUUUCUCUUCUCUUCCUCGCUCUCCUCUCUUGUUGCUUCGUCAUGGCUCCUCACAUCUUCAGCCUCUCUUCAACUUUCUCUCUCCUUGAUUCGGUUGGCAGAGAAGGUGAAGGACUUCUUGAUCCUUAUGAACAUUUCAUUGCACCUCAUUGCUCUGGAAUCUCCAAUGGAACCAUUUGCUGUGACAGAACCAAUUUCAGGUCUGAUAUCUGUAUCAUGAAGGGUGAUGUUAGAACACACUCUGCUUCUUCUUCAGUGUUCCUCUUCACCUCCGUGGAAACGAACCGAAAUUCUCAACUCAAACCCGAGAAGAUCAAACCCUACACCCGAAAAUGGGAGACGAGUGUUAUGGACACCGUUCAAGAACUCAGUCUCCCGAGAAAAGAUGAAAAAGCUUCGGGCUUUGGACAUGUCUGCGAUGUGUACCAUGAUGUUCCUGCUGUGUUCUUCUCCACGGGUGGAUACACAGGGAACGUUUAUCACGAGUUCAACGACGGGAUCAUCCCUUUGUAUGUCACUUCACAGCAUUUCAAGAAAAGGGUUGUUUUUGUGAUUACAGAGUAUCGUAAUUGGUGGAUGAUGAAGUACGGGGAUGUUCUUUCGCAGCUCUCGGGUUACCCUCCUGUUGAUUUCAGUGGCGAUUCAAGAACACACUGUUUCAAGGAAGCCAUUGUCGGGUUGAGAAUCCACGACGAGUUAACGGUAGAUCCUUUGCUGAUGCCAGGCAAUAAAACCAUCGUCGAUUUCAGAAACGUGUUGGACACAUCGUACUGGCCCCGUAUCCGUAGCUUGAUUCAGGACGAGGAACGGGAAGCAGCAGAUAGAGCAGCAAAUCAGACACUCUCCUUAUCCCCAUUGUCUGAUUCUCUCGACGGGUUUAAGAAGCCGAAACUGGUGAUUCUGUCAAGAAACGGAUCAAGGGCGAUACUCAAUGAGAACCUCCUGGUGGAACUAGCGGAGGGACUCGGGUUUCUCGUCGAGGUUCUGAGACCAGACAGAACAACAGAACUGGCCAAGAUCUACAGGUCCUUAAACUCGAGCCAUGUAACGAUCGGCGUUCAUGGAGCAGCAAUGACGCAUUUCCUCUUUCUGAAACCCGAAACCGUGUUCGUACAGAUCAUCCCGAUAGGAACCGACUGGGCGGCCGAGACAUACUACGGAGAACCAGCCAAGAAGCUUGGCCUGAAGUACAUUCCCUACAAGAUCAAGCCCACGGAGAGCUCUUUGUACGGAGAGUACGACCAGGACGAUCCUAUAAUCCGAAACCCUAAAAGCUUCACCAGAAGAGGGUGGGAAUACACUAAGAAGAUCUACCUCGAACGCCAAAACGUGAAUCUCGACUUGACAAGAUUCGGGAAAAUCCUCUCUCGUGCUUACGAUUACUCCAUUCUCAGAAUCACACCUCGAGUUCCUUCUUCACUCGCUGCAUAAUCUUUCAUCACCUGCUUGUAAAAACCCUUUUGUCUUUUAGCUAAUAAGUAGCAGAAGGAUAUAGAAAACAUCAAAAUUUUGCGGACACA